UCGGGGUGACACCAACCCUAGCGACGCCACUUCACCUGCUAGGUAUACAAGCCCGCCGCUCGGCCACUGGCGUCCUUAAGGGUACAUGUAAGACCCACUGUUUGUUCAUGGCGUCCUCAGGGAUAUAUAAAAGACCUGCCGUUGUGCCAUGGCGUCCCCAAGUGUAUACACAAGACCUGCUGUUUGUCCAUGGCGUCCCCAAGAGUAUAUAUGUAUAUAAGACCCGCAGCUCGUCCACUAGGGGUUAGUUAAGAGUAAGCAGGCAGCCUGUAUGUUUCACUCUUUACCUCUUGCGAAUAUGCGAAAAAAAUAAGGCGCUCGUUUAAAGGGAUUAUCAUUAUUAUAUACACUGAGAAACGCUAAACUUGUUGGGUUCAUAAAACAAUACGGAAUGGAAACUGAAAACAUAAAUAUUAAGUGGCCGGAUAUCCUUGUUCUGGUUCUCUACUUCGUGUUCGUGCUGGCUGUGGGGUUGAUAUCGUCAUGGAAAACUAAAAGAGGCAGUGUUUCCGGCUACUUCCUGGCCUCCCGCAACAUGCAGUGGAUACCAGUGGGUGCAUCACUCUUCGCCAGUAACAUUGGGUCAGGUCACUUCAUAGGACUAGCGGGGUCAGGAGCAGCCUCAGGUAUUGGCAUCGCCGCUUUCGAACUAAUUGCAGUUUAUGUGCUGAUGUUACUGGGUUGGGUGUUCACGCCGGUGUACAUGAGCUCGGGUGUGUACACUAUGCCAGAAUACCUAAGGGAAAGAUUUGGGGGCCAGCGGAUCAGAGUCUACCUCUCCUGUCUUGCUCUCCUCCUCUCCAUCUUCACCAAAAUAUCUGCUGAUCUGUAUGCGGGAGCAUUGUUCAUCCAGCAGACACUGAACAAGAACAGUGAGGAGUGGAUGUAUAUUAGCAUCUUGAUCCUGUUGGCCAUAGCUUCCAUCUUCACCAUCACAGGAGGACUCACAGCUGUCAUCUGGACAGAUUUUGUGCAGACCAUCAUUAUGCUUGUUGGUGCCUUCAUCCUCAUGGGCAUAACCUUCUAUGAGGUGGGUGGGUACGAUGCCCUAGUGGAUGACUAUUUCUACACCAUACCUAGCAAGACCAGAUACUCACUCAGAGAUAAUACCACUAACUGUGGGGAGCCUCCAUCCUACGCCAUGCACUUCUUCAGAUCCAUUAAGCCCGGGGAAUCAGACCUGCCAUGGACAGGCAUUAUCUUCGGCAUCACCAUCUCUGGCAUCUGGUACUGGUGCACUGACCAGGUGACUAAACUAAUCUGUGGUAAAGAAAAGGAUUUCUUGAUUUUUUCCCUAGCUAGGCAUUCAAUAGUUAAUUGGCAGGCAGAAAUACCAAUUAUGGAAGCAGAAAUAUUUAAAACUGUUCCCAUCAUAUGACUCAGUCUUGUGUCACCAGGACUGACUGGGUUGAUGUUGGCAGUGAUGAUGGCCGCCCUCAUGUCCUCCCUCACCUCCAUCUUCAAUUCCUCCUCAACUAUUUUUACUAUUGAUAUCUGGACCAGGAUCCGCAAGCAAGCAACUGAUGUGGAGCUAUUGAUUGUCGGUCGAGUGUUUGUGAUAGUGAUGGUAGUGGUGUCUGUCAUAUGGAUCCCAGUCAUCCAAAACUCGGCAAACUCUCAGCUGUUUGUUUACAUUCAGAGUGUCUCAUCAUUCCUGGCUCCACCCAUAUGUGCCAUCUAUCUCCUUGCUAUAUUCUGGGAGCGAACCAAUGAACCCGGAGCCUUCUGGGGUCUUCUUAUUGGCUUAAUUAUUGGGCUCACCCGCUUCUUGCUGGAGUACACCUUCAUUGCACCCCGGUGUGGAGAUGAAGACCAAGACAAGCGCCCUGAGUGGGUUAAGAUCAUUGUGGGGAAGGUUCACUAUCUUCACUUCCGAUGUAUCUUGUUCCUGAUUGUCUUGGCAGUGACUGUAGCUGUGUCCUUCCUUACUGAACCCAUACCUAAGAAAUGUUUGCACCGGCUGACAUAUGCCACCCGCCACAGUCAAGAGGUGCGUGUGUCCAUCAGGGAUUGGAGGAAUGAAAAAAAGUCCAUCGAUGAUAAGAUUCACCUUAAGUCUAGACCUGCUGAAAGAAACAUCUACAAAGCUACCAUACUUGCCAGUGACAUACAAGAAUUGCCUGUCUGGAGAUGCCGUAUCAACUAUGUGUGUGGGGUUAACACCCAGAAUAUCAGUGCCUCACAAGAAGAUCCUGCCAACCUAGAAACUCCAGAAGAAAAAGCCAGAAGAGCUGCAGAGUCCUUGGAAGAAAAGAAGCCUUGGACCAAUAUUGUGGAUGGUAUGGCCAUCUUUGUAAUGGCAACUGCUUUCUUCUUGUUUGGUUAUUACUCCUAGAUCAAGUUGAAUCAGUCUCUGGUGACUAUUGGCUUCUAGUGAGGAUUCUUCAUCUAGAUCCAGGCAGUCUCUUGAUAGCUGCUGACUUCUUGUGAGGACUCUAUGUCUAAGUCAAGUUGAAUGAUCUGUGACAGUUGCUGGCUUCUUUAAUUAGCAACAUUACAUCAGUAAUAAGUUUAUCUGUAUGUGUUGAAUGACAGGUCAUGGCAACACAUCAAGGAUUGAUUACAAAAUAAUUUUUGUAAGUCUGCAGCACUAUGGUACUUAUUUAUGUGUUACUUAUCAUUUAGUAAAGUGUUUACACGAAGAUGCUACACAUCCUACAAUGUUAUACGUAUGUAUUAUUAUUACGUAUAAUCGUAAGGCAGUGCUAAACCCACAGGGAUCAUACUGCACCUGGGAAUGGAAGGAAAUCAGGUUCAAUCAAAGGCUGGGAUGGAUAGGUCCAAUUUCUUAGAUUAAGAGACCCCUCACUGGCAUCAAGGCACCUCCCUUGAGGGAGGUGUCACAUCUAGAUACUACACAUCCUGUAGAAGUGUUACAUAUGGACACAUCCUAUAAUUAAGUUCAAUAUACCAAACAUACCUCAUAGUGUAUUAUUAUUAUAAUAAAAAAGAAGUGCUAAACCUACAAGGGUCAUACAGUGCAGGUGGUGUAUUAUUGUAUUUACAUACUUAACACCAGCAUGGAAGUCAGGGAACCUUGUUGUCACAAGAAAGUGGGCAUUAACAGACACAUUGAGUCAUGGAAUAGAUGUCACUUUGAGAAAACUUUAACUAGAAUAUUUUACUGGAUUUACUGUAACACAGGAGGGGGGGGGGAGUGUGUUAAUUGUGGCAAAGGGCUCUUGAUUUGAUAAAAUUGAAGCUACCAUCCCUUUCCUUGGGUUAACUUCAUUAGCUACUACUACCAUUCCCCAGGCACUGAAUGAAGUGUGAGCAAUUAUAAUUAUUAUAAUCGUGGGGUGCUAAACCCAUAGGAUUAUACAGCACGUGGUGGGGGGAAUGGAAGGUAUUCAGGCUCAAUUCAGGUACCAGAGCACAGAUCCAAUUCCCUAGAUAACAAGCCCCUCACCAGGAUCAAGGAACCUCCCUCGAGGGGAAAGUGUGAGCAAGGUAACAUUAUAUGAAGGAAUUCGGGGAAACUGGUUAGCUGGACUUGAGUUCUGGAGGUGGAAGUACAGUGCCUGCACUCUGAAGGAGGGGUGGAGGUGUUUGGAGGGACAUCUAAACUGUACUAUCAGCAUGCCUCUAGCAAUACAGUGAUGGUGAAAAUGUUUCUUC
This is a messenger RNA of Cherax quadricarinatus, 3618 nucleotides long. The record is from RefSeq and is a predicted model, not a curated record. Lineage: Eukaryota; Metazoa; Arthropoda; Malacostraca; Decapoda; Parastacidae.